Messenger RNA from Python bivittatus (Burmese python), 986 nucleotides. Its product is annotated as protein S100-A3-like. NCBI's taxonomy places the organism in Eukaryota, Metazoa, Chordata, Lepidosauria, Squamata, Pythonidae. Gene Ontology annotation, molecular function: calcium ion binding; calcium-dependent protein binding; transition metal ion binding. The record is from RefSeq and is a predicted model, not a curated record.
UUCGAUGCGAAAGCCACCUUUUGCACCAGGGUGGUCCCCAAACCAGGCAUGAACCUUUGGGUCUUGUGUCCAAAGACUGGGGAACUCCACCCGCACCUUUUGAGUUGGGAUUCCCAACGGGAGGAAUGUCCUACAGUCGGCCCAGCAUUUUCAGAGUGCAAGACAAACGUUGGGUGUGGAUCUGGACGGGGUGUGUUGAAAAGGAUGGGUGGAACCGAUCAUCCUGCACAUUUGCAGAACCUGCUCGUACACACUCAAUGAACAGGUGGGCUCCUCGAGCGAGCUGCCGGAAGCAGCCGGUUGAAAUCUGUCCCACUGGCUUUCCAACUUUCCUAAUGAAUUCACCGUUGUGAACAUCCUUAAAGUGGGUGAUCCCGGCUGGACCACUUGGAUCCGUGAUGGAGCAACUGCGGACUUUGGAGCAGGCCCUGGGGGAGGUGGUUUGCACGUUUCAACGCUACUGCCGGAAGGAAGGUGACCGAAACACACUGAGCAAAGCCGAGUUACGGAGCCUCCUGCAGAACGAACUUCCGAGCCUGCAAACGCUGCAAAUCAAAGGCAGGGCUUUCGAAGAGAUGCUCACCCUGCUGGAUACGGAUCAAGACGGCGAGGUCAACUUCGAAGAGUACAUCCGCUUCGUCGCGGCGGCCUUCACCUUUUUCCACUUGUACUUCCGAGAUGCCCCUGUGGUCCAACCCCGCGUGUAGCGCGAUUCUUGCAAACGGGACCGCUAUAAAGGGGUCAGCGCCGAGAAAAGAUGGACGGGCUUGGUCGGGGGGUGCUCAGGAUGGAGACGGGGGAAGGAUGGAAGCCCUAACAAAGGAAGAAACAGAUGGGUGGACCUAGAGAUCCGGCCUCCCUUAGCCAACCUGGAAGGUGCAUGGAUGCAUCCCGUGUCUCGCCAUCCCCAGAUCCUGCUUGUAGGAACCCUUAAAAGCACCACGGGUCUCUCCCUGAGGUUAAUAAAACUUGUCUCGUGACCAGCA